AUGAGUAUUAUAAGGUAUAUUACCGGCGACAUUUUGAAACCAAAGCCUUAUCCUAGAAUAAUAAUCCAUUCAUGCAAUUGCAACGGUUCGUGGGGAGGUGGUAUUGCCUAUCAACUGGCUGUUAAAUAUCCAGAAGCUGAGACUGUAUACAUGAAUCAUUGCACAAAAUAUGGUUCUAAAUUAUUAGGUAGCUCGUUGCUGAUACCCAGCUUUAAGGACUCGGAUGUUCUAAUCGCUUGCCUCUUCACAUCAUCGUUUGGUGGUUCCAGUCAUGAUCAUAGUAGUAGCAUUUUACGUUAUACCGAAGAGGCUAUUAAUGAUUUGAUCAAUACUAUAGCGACAGAAAAGGGGGGACCUAUUUAUGGCGCAGAACUGCAAAAACCCCUAACUGAAUAUGAAUUAGAGCUUCCAAAAAUUAACAGUGGCAUCUUUGGUGUCCCAUGGGAGUUAACUGAACAAGUAUUAAAGAAGUAUACUGGAAAUAUAUCUUUUAAUGUCUAUACAUUCUAA
Messenger RNA from Naumovozyma castellii, 510 nucleotides. It is a transcript of the gene POA1, whose product is annotated as ADP-ribose 1''-phosphate phosphatase. NCBI's taxonomy places the organism in Eukaryota, Fungi, Ascomycota, Saccharomycetes, Saccharomycetales, Saccharomycetaceae. Bases 1 to 510 code for a protein of 169 amino acids. The record is from RefSeq and is a predicted model, not a curated record. The transcript has a single exon.